AUGUCUGCCCUCGCGAACACCGAACCGGGUGCGUGCGUCGUUGGCAGCGGAUGCGUGCAGACCGUCGGUGCUCAUUGCCCUUGCCCCCGCCCGCCCCCAGCCACCACAGAGCCGCUCUACCAGGUCAAGCUCCUCUCCGCCUUGCGCUCCGGCGACCCCGCCCUCAUCCACCCCUUUCUCGCAGAGUUUGGCACCGCACGCCGACUCUCCCAGGACACCAACACAGACGUCGCCGCCGCCGCCCUCCAUCUCGCCCUCCGAUGCGCAUCCACCGACACCGUCUCGCUGCUCCUCUCCCACCGCUCGAUUUCCCCAAACGCGGUCCACCCCGCUGGCUCGGGCACCACCGCCCUCCACCUCGCCGCCUCCCUCGGCCGCGCGGACGUCGUCAACCUCCUCUUGGACCAGGAGGGCAUCGACGACACCCUCCGCGAUCGCGACGGCCGCACUUGCAAGGACGUCGCCCGCGGAAAGGACGUCCUGCGCGCCAUCAACGACUCCAGGUCGUUCCUGACCGCCUCCUACCGCUCGCUCCUCCGCACCUACAUCCUCUCCCCUCCCACCGCGGCGCCCCCGCCCCCGCUCCUCGCCCUGCUCUCCUCCCCGCGCGUCCGCCUGCUCGAUCUCUCGUACCUAGAUGACGCAUCGGGCGCCACGCUGCUCCACGAGGCCGCCAGGCGGAAAGACCUCAGCCUCAUCGAGCUCGCGGUCCGGGGCGGCGCAGACAUCUUCGUCCGCGAUCGCCGUGGCCGCCCGCUCCACGACGUCGUCGGCAAGGACGACAAGGUCAGGGCCUUCCUGCGCCAGUUCACGAACCUCGACAGGACGCUGAUCGAGGCGUCCCCGCCGACCGAGCCCCCCGUCCUCAAGGGCUACCUCAACAAGUACACCAACGUCGCCCGCGGCUACAACACCCGCUGGUUCGUCCUCGAGCGCGGCGUCCUGUCCUACUACCGCCACCAGGAGGACGAGACGGUGGCCAGCCGCGGGUCCAUCUCGAUGAAGGCCGCCGUGCUGCGCGUCGCGCCCGGCGGCGAGGCGCUGCGCUUCGAGGUGCAGUCGACGCCGUCAAGGGGCCACACGAGCGUGCAGCGGUGGUACCUCAAGGCGAACCACCCCGUCGAGGCCGCGCGCUGGACGCACGCGCUCGCGCGCGCGAUCGAGAAGCACAGGCAGGGCGCGCACGAGCAGGCCGGCGAGAGCGACGCGCUGUCGCGCGCGUCGGUGCGCGGGAGCAUCAGCUCGACGAUGUCGUCGCUCGUGAAGCGGAAGAAGGGCCGCGGCGAGGCGGACUCGGUCGCGAGCUCCGGCGCGAACUCGGACGACGAGGAGAGCGCGCGCGGCGGCGGCGGCGGCGGCGGUGUCGGUGCGAGCCCGAAUCGGCGCGGGUCGGGGUAUUUGGGAGUGGGCGAGCCCGACGCGAACGACGCUUCGUCGGGGAAUGCGAGCUCGGAGCAGGGGGGCGAUGAGCACCCCCCGCACGAGGACGUGUUUGAUCUGCAGGGCAACUCGGCCGCGGCGCAGCUCGAGCUCACGGCGCAGCUGCUCGCGAACAUGGCGUCCGCGUCGAGCGGCGCCGCGCGGGCGACGGAGCUGCAGAGCGCGUUGCGCGAGUCGCUGUCGAGCGUGCAGGGGAUGGUGAACGAGUACGUGCUGAUGGCGAAGGAGCGCGACGAGUGGUGGCGCGGGCGCGUCGCGCGGGAGCGGGAGCGGCAGACGGUGUGGGAGGAGAGCCUCGCGAGCGUCGUCAAGGAGGGGGAGGAGCUGGAGCGGGAGCUGCGCACGCAGGCGCGGCGCCGCAGCCGGCUGGAGCCCAGCGCGGCGACGGCGGGCGAGGCGGGGGGCACGGUCAAGCGGCGCCCGUCGGUGCUCCUGACGCUCUCGCCGCCGCUGCGGCCGGCGCCGGAGGAGGACGUGCGGACGCCGACCGCGGUGCCGCCGACGGUGACCGUGGCGCGGCGGCAGGCGUCUGGCGGGUCGAUCAUCGCGCGGGCGGUGCCGGCGCCGCUGUCGCCACCCGUGUCCGUGGGGGGCAGGGCGUCGCCGUGGCUGGGGGGCGUCGGGGGCCCGGAGAGCGCGGGCCUGGACGCGGACGGCGACACGGACGAGGAGGACGAGUUCUUCGACGCGAUCGAGAGCAACGCGCUGCCGAACCUGGUGAUCAACGAGUCGCUCGCGAGCGGGCACGUCGAGGGCGAGCUGCCGUCGAUCGUGGAGCGCGCGGCGUACGUCGGGUACGAGAACCUGCGGCAGACGCUCGGGCUCAACGACGACCAGCGGCCGCCGACGAGCCUGUGGAGCGUGCUGAAGCACAGCAUCGGCAAGGACCUGACCAAGAUCAGCUUCCCGGUGUUCUUCAACGAGCCGACGAGCAUGCUGCAGCGGAUGGCGGAGGACAUGGAGUUCUCCGAGUGUCUGGACGCCGCGUCUGCCGAGGGCGAUCCGCAUCGACGGCUCGCGUUCGUGGCGGCCUUUGCCAUGUCCAACUACUCGUCGACGAUCGGGCGCAUCGCGAAGCCGUUCAAUCCGAUGCUGAGCGAGACGUUCGAAUACGUGCGCCUCGACAAGCAGUACCGCUACGUCUCGGAGCAAGUGAGCCACCACCCUCCUAUCUCGGCAUGCUAUGCCGAGUCCCCAAGAUGGCGUUAUUACGGCGAGGUCGACGCCCAGAACAAGUUCACCGGCAAGUCCUUCGAGAUUCGCCCCACCGGCGUCGCCCACGUCGACCUCCUCAUCCCCGCCGCCCGCGGCCCCGCCUACCCCGUCUACGAGGGGCGCAUCGCCCAGGGCAGCGUCGUCGAGCACUACAGCUGGAAGAAGGUCACCACGAACGUGUCCGGCUUCAUCCUCGGCUCGCCCACCAUCGACCACUACGGCGACAUGACCGUCACGAACCACCGCACGGGCGACCAGUGCGUGCUCACGUUCAAGCCGCGCGGGUGGCGCGGCAAGGACGCGUACGAGAUCUCGGGCUACGUCGCCGACGCGGCCGGCACCGUCACGUACGAGAUCGCAGGCCGGUGGAACUCCCAGCUCGUCGCGCGCGCGGUCGGCGCGGGCGCGGGCGCGAACUCCGGCUCCAACUCCGGCUCCGGCUCCGGCUCCGGCGCGGGCGCGCUCAACCCCGACGUCGCGGUGCGCGGGCCGGGCUCGGCGUCGCCGACGCCCGAGUACGUCCUGCUGUGGCGCAACUCUGAAAAGCCGCGCGCGCCGUUCAACCUGACGCCGUUCGCGAUCACGCUGAACGACUGCCCCGCGGGGACGCUCGCGCCGUUCGUGUGCCCGACGGACUGCCGGCUGCGCCCGGACCAGCGCGUGUUCGAGCAGGCGCGGUACGAGCUCGCGAACGCGCUCAAGACGCGCCAGGAGGAGCACCAGCGUGCGAUGCGCCGCGCGCGCGAGGAGGGCCGCGCCCCGCCGCACCGCCCGCGGUGGUUCCGCGCGGAGACGGACGGGGACACGGGCGAGCGCGUGUGGGCGCCGGCGAGGACCGCCGACGGCGCGCUCGAGUAUUGGGUCGAGCGGGAGCGCGUGUUCGCGUCGGGCGGGAAGGAGCCGUGGACGGGGGUCGACAAGAUCUUUAUCGACGACGCGGUCUGA
Messenger RNA from Heterobasidion irregulare TC 32-1, 3600 nucleotides. RefSeq lists its product as uncharacterized. Gene Ontology annotation, molecular function: protein binding; sterol binding. Gene Ontology annotation, cellular component: nuclear envelope; cytosol; membrane. Lineage: Eukaryota; Fungi; Basidiomycota; Agaricomycetes; Russulales; Bondarzewiaceae. Bases 1 to 3600 code for a protein of 1199 amino acids. The transcript is spliced from 11 exons. Gene Ontology annotation, biological process: exocytosis; piecemeal microautophagy of the nucleus; maintenance of cell polarity. The record is from RefSeq and is a predicted model, not a curated record.